Messenger RNA from Toxorhynchites rutilus septentrionalis, 1174 nucleotides. RefSeq lists its product as uncharacterized. Gene Ontology annotation, molecular function: metal ion binding. NCBI's taxonomy places the organism in Eukaryota, Metazoa, Arthropoda, Insecta, Diptera, Culicidae. The transcript has 3 exons. Bases 151 to 714 code for a protein of 187 amino acids. The record is from RefSeq and is a predicted model, not a curated record.
AGGGGAUGUGGAGGGGAAAAUAAUGUUUUGUAUCGUGCGCUAAGUAGUUUGUUUAUAAACAAAAGUAUUUGCUAACGAAAAUGCGUAUAUUUGCACUAUAAAUUAUACUAAAUUGUCUUGUAAUUUUGUAAAGUGACGAAAACCAAAACAAUGUUUUCGUUAGUCGCUGACUAUGGAGAUAGUGAAGAAGAAAGUUCAACUUCAGAAUCCACAAAUGCUGAAGAUUCUAACAAUGUUGAACCAGAGAUUUUAAAUAACCAACUUAGUCCGCUUCCGAGCGCUACCGCUAUGCUAUGUAACAAUACGAAGAUUAUUCCGGGCGGUGUUUUCUGUAACCCUUUCAAAGCGGCGGAAGACGCACAUAUCGCUAACCUUGAGAAACAUGUCAAAAUGGUCGAUCCAGAGCAAGAAAGUGGAGAUCAGAAAAGAAAAAUUUGUUGGAACUACAAAAAAGGACGAUGUCGAUUCGGCAGUAAAUGUAACUUUGCGCAUGGCUCAGAUCUUAUAAUGAAACAGGAUCGUCCCGGCAGUCAUCCAGAAACGGACGGAGAUGAUUUGCCGUCAGGGGAAAGGCCAUCUGUUGCACUGGAACAGAUUCAAACAAGUCGCAAGCAAACGAACAAGAAGAAACGUCCCGGUCUCAGCAAGGACUUGGUUCCUCCGAAAAAAGUUUUAAGAAUGUAUCAAAGGGAAAAGUAUAGCGGAAAACACUAGAGUUGCUGAUAUUGCACUAACCCAUAGGAAUAAUCGGUCAUGCUUGUAGAAAUUGAUUGUAUGAAUAACUUCUUCCUUUAUGGCAUUACAUUCCUUAGUGGAAUUUCGAUUUCUCGUGUAGUAUUGCUAGUUUUCUCUUUCUUCAUUCUAAUACGAUGAGGGGAUAGUACAAAACAUGCUCCAGUGCAAAUCCAGGAAUAUAUCAACGAAGAAUAUAUUUGUCUAAACAAAACAUGAGUUUAGAAGUUCGCACCCUAUGUCAGAGGCUGAAAUCCCGUGGAUUUGCGAUUUUUAUGGGUGGCUGUUGUGUGUUUGUGGUCGAAAUGUAUUGUAAAUCGACAAAUGAAUUAUGGAAUUAAAAAAAACUGUUUUCUAUUGAUGUACACAUUUAUCAGAAUUGUCAUAUAAUAUAAGGAAUAAGAAUGCUAUAACCAAUUUAUUUGAUAACAUAUCUCAAUGU